AUGGUGGGUUCAGGUUCUGCAGGUGGAGAUUUACGAACUCCACAGUUCAACGGUUCAAACUAUGAUUUUUGGUCAGUAAAAAUGGAGACUAUCCUCAUAGCAUAUGACCUAUGGGAUGCAGUGGAGAUUGGAAUACAACCACAGCCGAUUAUUGAGCAGGAAGCAGGCUCUGAAGGCACUGGAGAUGAAGGGAGUGAGGCUGAGCAAAUCCCAGUGGAAGCACCUACUAUCUCCAGAGAAGAUAAGAUCAAAAAUGCCAAGGCUUUGAGUCUUAUUCAAGGAGCACUGACAGAUGAACUCUUUCCUCGCAUCAGAAAUGAGAAGACUGCAAAAGGUGCUUGGGAAAUUCUAAGAAGAGAGUUCAGAGGAGAUAAAAAGGUAAGAGCUGUGAAAUUACAAGCUAUUAGAGCUGACUUUGAAUAUUUGAGAAUGAAUGAUGUUGAAUCUCUGGAUGACUACUUGGCUCGUUUUUUUGAAAUUGUAAACAACCUGAAAUCUCUAGGAGAAGAUGUAACAGAGAAAAGGAUUGUCCAAAAAUUGUUGAUGAGUCUAAGUAGGAGGUACAAGUCCAUAGUGUCAAUCAUUGAAGAAACCAGAGAUCUUGACACUAUUAGAGUUGAAGAAAUUCUUGCAUCUGUCAAGGUUUAUGAUAAGAGAGAGGAUUUGCAUGAUGAAAGGGACAAAUUGGCAGGAACUGAGAAAGCUUUUAGCAGUCUCAGAGUUGGAAAUGAUCAAGCUUCUGGAGCUAACAAAAGUUCUCAGGGAAAGCAAAAUCAAAAAUGGCAAGGACAAAACAAAAAGGGCUCAAAUUGGUCUCAAGGUGGAAAUUUUAACAACAAUAAUGGCUCUAGAGGGAAUUGGAACAGCAGCUUCAAUUCACAAAACAAGCAAGGGAGUAGUAGUCAAGGUGGUUUGAAACCACAGUGCCAAGUGUGUCAGAAAUACCAUUUUGGUAUAUGCAGAUAUAAGGGAAAACCCAAGUGUGGAAAGUGCAGUCGAUUUGGUCAUUUAACUAAGGACUGUGAAAGUGGUAAACAAGUUGCAAACUGUGCAAAAGAGGAAGAAGUAACCACAGGAACAAUGUUCUAUGCUUGUCAUGCAAGCUCAAUUGCAUCAAGCAAGUCUGUGUGGUUUGUCGACAGUGCUUGCAGCAAUCACAUGACCUCUCAAGAGUCCUUGUUGAUCAAUCUUGAUAGGUCAGUGACCUGCAAAGUGAAAAUGGGCACUGGUGACCUUGUUCAAGCCACAGGAAAAGGGACACUAGUAGUUGAGACAAGAAAAGGGAGAAGAUAUAUAAAUGAGGUGCUGUUAGUCCCUGGUCUGGAUGAGAAUUUGUUGAGUGUAGGACAAAUGAUGGAGCAUGGGUACUACAUUCUAUUUGGAGGAAACUAUGCAUUAAUAUGUGAUGAUAGCAGCCUUGAUAAUGUUGUUGCCAAAGUAGCAAUGGCUGGAAAUAGAUGCUUUCCAUUGUCUAUGGAAUCUAUCUGCUCAAUGGGAAUGAAAGCAGCAGUACAAGUAGAUCCAUGGGUUUGGCAUAGGAGAUUGGGGCAUUUGAACUUUGCAAGCAUGAAAAAAAUGCAGCAAACACAAAUGGUGCUAGGCUUACCUGAUUUCUCAGAAAAAGAAGGAGUAUGUGAAGGCUGUGUGUAUGGUAAAAGCCACAGAGAACCAUUUGAAAAUGAGAAGUCUUGGAGAGCUAAGCAUCCACUUGAGUUGAUACACACGGAUGUAUGUGGUCCAAUGCAAAAUGAGUCCAUUGGAGGAAAUAGAUACUUCAUCACAUUCAUUGAUGACUAUUCAAGAAUGUGUUGGGUAUAUUUUCUCAGAAACAAGUCAAGUGUGAUAAGUGUGUUCAAAAAGUUCAAAGCAUUUGUUGAGCUACAAAGUGGAUUCAACUUAAAGAAACUAAGAAGUGACAGAGGUGGAGAGUACACUUCACAUGAAUUCCUUGAGUUUUGCAGUGAUCUUGGCAUGGAGAGGCAACUGACUAUUGCCUACUCACCUCAGCAAAAUGGGGUUGCUGAGAGAAGAAACAGAACCAUCUGUGAAAUGGCAAGAUCAAUGAUGACUGAGAAGAAAAUCCCUGUAAAGUUCUGGGCUGAAGCAGUUGGUACUGCUGUGUAUCUGCAAAACAGGUGCUAUACUACUUCAGUUUCAGACAAAACUCCAUUUGAAGCUUUCACAGGAAGGAAACCAGGUGCAAAACACCUGAGAGUGUUUGGAAGUAUAUGUUACAGUCACAUUCCAUCAAACCUUAGACAGAAGUUUGAUGACAAAGCAAGCAAAGGAAUUUUUAUGGGUUAUGGCAGCUGUGAGAAGGGUUACAGGGUCUAUAAUCUUCAAACUGAGAAGAUUAUACUCUCUAGAAGUGUUGUUUUUGAUGAGAACAAAUCCUGGAAUUGGGAAAGCAAGCAAGAUGAAACUGUCUCUGUGCCUCUCAUCUUUGAAAAUGGAAAUUCUGAGAUAGCUGAAACAGAAACAGCCUCUCAUGAAACUCACAGCAUUGAUUCACCAAAUCUGAAUAAAUUAAUCUCAGAUGAUGAACAUGUCUCUGAGAGAAAUGGCAGUGGCACCAGUCAAGGGUCAACUCCAAGCAAUACACCAGUGAAGCUGAGAAGUUUGGAGGACAUUUAUGCAAGAUGUCACAUGACCAUUAUUGAACCUGAAACUUAUUAUGAAGCUGUUGAAGACAAAGCAUGGAAGGAAGCAAUGGAUGCUGAGAUAGAAACUAUUGAAAAGAAUGGAACUUGGGAGCUAGUGGAAAGGCCUACAGAUAAACCAGUCAUAGGAGUCAAAUGGGUGUUCAAAACCAAGUUGAAUCUUGAUGGGACAGUUCAAAAACACAAGGCUAGGCUUGUGGCUAAAGGGUAUGCUCAAAAACCUGGUAUUGAUUAUAAUGAAACCUUUGCCCCAGUGGCAAGGUUAGAUACAAUCAGAACUUUGAUUGCACUUGCAGCACAAAAGGGUUGGAAGUUGUUUCAAUUAGAUGUUAAGUCAGCCUUCUUGAAUGGAGUACUUGAGGAGGAGGUUUAUACUGAGCAACCAGAGGGGUUUGAAGUGAAAACAGCAAGUCAUAAGGUCUAUAAAUUAAAGAAGGCCCUCUAUGGUUUGAAGCAGGCUCCCAGAGCCUGGUACAGUGAAAUAGACACCUAUCUAACUAGCUGCAAUUUUAAAAGAAGCACCAGUGAGGCCACCUUAUAUACCAGAACUGAUGAAGAAGGAAAACUGAUCAUUGUCUCUAUAUAUGUUGAUGAUAUAGUUUAUACUGGAAACAGUAAUGCUUUGCUCAGUGAGUUUAAAAGGGACAUGAUGCAAAAGUAUGAAAUGACUGAUUUAGGACUCCUACAUCAUUUCUUGGGAAUGGGAGUUCUACAAACUGAAAAUGGAGUGUUUAUUCAUCAAAGCAAGUAUGCAAAGUCCUUGCUUGUGAAAUUUGGUCUCGAGGAUUGUAAGUCAGUAACAAUUCCUCUACCCACUGGUGAAAGAUUAAAGAAAGUUGAUGGAAGUGAUUUGGCUGAUGAAGGUUUGUUUAGAAAAAUUGUUGGCAGCCUGUUGUAUCUGACUGCAACCAGGCCUGAUAUAAUGUUUGCAGCCAGUUUGUUAUCAAGAUUCAUGCACAGCCCCACAAAGAAGCACAUGGGAAUUGCAAAAAGGGUUCUUAGAUACAUUCAAGGCACUCUCAGCUAUGGCAUUGAAUUUACAAGGGAUAAUAAUGCUGUUCUGGUUGGCUUUUGUGACUCUGAUUGGGCUGGCAGUGAAGAUGACAGUAGAAGCACAUCUGGAUAUGCAUUCAGUUUUGGUAGUGGAGUUUUUUCAUGGGCUUCAGUCAAGCAAAACACAGUUGCAUUGUCAACUGCAGAAGCUGAAUACGUUUCAGCAGCUGAGGCAACAGCUCAAGCUAUCUGGCUAAGGUUUGUGUUGGAUGAUUUUGGUGAAAUGCAAUCUGAUGCAACACCAUUGUUUUGUGACAACAUGUCAGCAAUAUCAAUGGUCAAAAAUCCUGUUUUCCAUCAGAAAACAAGGCACAUAAACCGAAGGUAUCAUUUCAUAAGGGAAGCUUUACAAGAAGGGGUGAUUGAUAUAAAAUUCUGCAGAAGUGAAGAACAGUUGGCAGAUAUUUUUACAAAAGCUCUGCCCAAAGAUCGAUUCAAUUAUUUGAGGUUGAAGCUUGGAGUUAAACCAGUAAGCAGCUUAGGAGAGGCUGUUGAGAGUUAA
Prunus armeniaca (apricot) is the source of this 4215-nucleotide messenger RNA. The record is from the annotation of a GenBank genome assembly. Lineage: Eukaryota; Viridiplantae; Streptophyta; Magnoliopsida; Rosales; Rosaceae.